UGUUGGCCUCUGAAGGGAUUGAGCUAGUUCAGGCCAGCCUGCUGCUCUUUCUCUCCUUCUCUCAUUUUCUUUCCCCCUCACUCUCUCUUCCUGUCCUGUCUGUUUAAGGAGGGAAAGAUUGGGAAAUUCCUUCAAGCUACUUUACUUCAGGUUUCUGUGGGAUUUAAACAUGCACACUGAGGCUUUGGUACAGUCCAUGUUAGUGCCGUUGUUUCUGAUUCUGCUCUCUUCUGUGGAGGACACUUUGUUACAAUCGGUGAGCCAGGUGGGUGGUGUGUGUAAACUAUCCACAGAGUCAUCCCUGCGCCGCUGCCGGACACCUGAUGGCAAGGUCUGCAGUGGGAGGGGCAAGUGUGACUGCGGCAUCUGCUUCUGUCAGGCCCCAGAUCCAGGGAGAUUCUAUGGGCCUAGAUGCGAGUGCCACGACUGGGUCUGCGCCACACACAAUGGGAAAACUUGCAAUGACCGUGGCUACUGUGACUGUGGGAUGUGUGAGUGUGAUGACGGCUGGUACGGAGAUGCCUGCCAGUUCCAGGAGGAGUGUAACCUACCCAACAAGAAGAGCAAAGAGCUCUGCAAAAACCCACAGGGGGUGGUCUGCUCCAACAGAGGCACAUGCCACUGUGGCAGCUGCAUGUGUGACAAUAAGGACAACAGGGACCUGGUGACGGGACGUUUCUGUGAGUGUGACGACAGCGAGUGUCUCGAUGAGGACACCGGAGAGGUGUGUGGAGGCCAUGGCCAGUGUUACUGUGGAAACUGUUACUGUGCUGCUGGUUGGCAUGGAGACAAAUGUGAAUUCCAGUGUGACAUCAGCCCAUGGGAAAGCAAACGGAGAUGCACAUCUCCAGAUGGCAAAAUCUGCAGCAACAGAGGGACCUGUGUGUGUGGAGAGUGUAACUGUUAUGAUGUAGAUCCCUCUGGCGACUGGGGAGAUAUUCACGGAGACGCCUGUGAGUGCGAUGAGAGGAACUGUCAUGCGACCUACGACCGAUAUACAGAUGACUUCUGCUCAGGUCAAGGCCAGUGUAAUUGUGGCAGGUGUGAUUGCAAAGAGGGAUGGGCUGGAAAGAAGUGUGAGCAUCCUCUGUCCUGCUCCCUGUCUCUGGAGAGCAGUCUGAAGAAGUGCCGGGGAACGUCCAAUUUGCCCUGCUUCGGACGAGGUCAGUGCCAGUGUGGACAGUGUACAUGCCACCCACCUGGGGAUAGUCGGGUUCAUGGCAAAAACUGUGAGUGUGACGACCGUCAGUGUGAGGACAUCAAUGGAGAGAUCUGUACAGGUCACGGUUACUGUUCAUGCGGACGGUGCAUCUGCGAAGAAGGCUGGUUCGGGAAGCUGUGCCAGUUCGCCAGGUCUUGUGACAUGAGCGACGCCCAGAGCAAGGAGCUUUGUGAGACAUCUGAUGGAGUCAUGUGCAGUGGGAAAGGCUCUUGUCACUGUGGCCAAUGUAUCUGCUCUCCCCAAGACUGGUGGGUGUCUGGAGAGUACUGUGAGUGUGAUGACCGAGAGUGCGACAAACACGACGGCCUCAUCUGCACAGGGAAUGGGUUGUGCAAUUGCGGCAACUGUGAGUGCUGGGACGGCUGGACAGGGAACGCUUGUGAAAUCUGGGUGGGAGCAGAGUACUGAGGAGAAGAGGACACUGGUGUUAGAGACAGACGCCUGGCUGCCCGGAGCGACCAGGAACACCACCAAUGGUCACAACCAGGCGGGUAAAACACCACAGCCUGAAAAUCACAGGAGGAGGGAGAAAAGAGAAGCCAAAACUAAACAUGGACGUAAUUCUGCAUAUCUUUAACAGCGUUCGUUCUUUUAUUGUACUGGUUACAAAUGAUCUUUUAUAAAGCUGGGUUUUGUAGGUGAAAAGUAAAACCUCUGUUUAAAACAUAGUACAAUGUAAACAUUCAUAUUUCUUUUUCCAAAACAGCUAUAUGUAUUUUUUUUUUUCAUAAUGUAGGAAUGCUUACAUAUUGCAGAGGGCUACACAUAAUAGGAUGCAGGUACAUGAUAAAUCCAAAUGUUGGAGGGAGAAGAACAUGUAUUAUUAAGGCGACAUUUUUGGAAUAUGUGGGUUAGGUCUGUUUUGAACUGAAUUCAGAAUGCUGUUGUUGUUCCCCAAUAGGACUGAAAGUUCACUUGAAAGCUAGAGGCAGAGGUACUGUUUGAGGUUUUUAUUUCUUUUUAAUAAUAAAACAUUAAAUGUGCCGCAUGACACAACAUUUUGCAUGGAAAACAAUGCGAAGACCUUAAUCAUACAUGGUUACAAAUUUGUUAUAACAUGACAUAACUCCAGUGGGCAUACUUG
Messenger RNA from Scomber scombrus (Atlantic mackerel), 2306 nucleotides. RefSeq names its product integrin, beta-like 1 (gene itgbl1). The record is from RefSeq and is a predicted model, not a curated record. Gene Ontology annotation, biological process: cell adhesion mediated by integrin; integrin-mediated signaling pathway; cell-matrix adhesion. Gene Ontology annotation, molecular function: integrin binding. Lineage: Eukaryota; Metazoa; Chordata; Actinopteri; Scombriformes; Scombridae. Bases 170 to 1630 code for a protein of 486 amino acids. The transcript has 11 exons. Gene Ontology annotation, cellular component: focal adhesion; integrin complex; cell surface.